CGUGUUUGUGGGAGGGUUGGUUAAUCUGUCUGGGUGUCGGUUUUGUCGGGAAUAAAGCCACCGAAGAGAUUUUUUCCAAAACCCUAUCAACUGCCCGGCGCCAGACAAACUCAUAAUUCACACCUUUUCCUUGAAAUUACACCUACAGACAUGCCUGGAAUUGACAAAUUGCCGAUAGAGGAAACGCUGGAGGACAGUCCUCAGACACGCUCUUUGCUUAGUGUGUUUGAGGAGGACACAGCUACAAUAUCUAGCUACUACAAUCAGCUCUUCCAGGCCAUGCAGAGAAUAUAUGAUGCACAGAAUGAACUGAGUGCUGCUACACAUCUAACUUCCAAGCUACUGAAGGAAUAUGAGAAACAGCGUUUCCCUCUGGGUGGCGAUGAUGAAGUCAUGAGCUCAACUUUGCAGCAGUUUGCCAAAGUCAUCGAUGAGCUCAGCUCCUGUCAUGCAGUCCUGUCUACUCAGCUAGCAGAUGCCAUGAUGUUUCCCAUCACUCAGUUCAAAGAGAGGGACUUGAAAGAAAUUCUCACCCUGAAGGAGGUGUUCCAGAUAUCCAGUGAUGAUCACGACAUGGCCAUCAACAGAUACAGUCGGCUGUCUAAAAAGAAAGAAAACGAGAAGGUAAAGAGUGAGGUGAUGGAAGAUGUCUACACUUCCAGGAAGAAGCAGCACCAGACCAUGAUGCACUAUUUCUCAGCACUUAAUACACUGCAAUACAAGAAGAAGAUUGCCCUGUUGGAGCCACUGCUGGGGUACAUGCAGGCACAGAUCAGUUUCUUCAAGCUUGGAUCAGAGAACUUAACACAACAAUGGGAAGACUUUCUCACUAACAUUGGGACCAGUGUACAGAAUGUCCGCAGGGAGAUGGACAGUGAAGUGGACGUAAUGCAGCAGACCAUACAGGAUCUAGAGCAAGCCAGUGACCUGUUAUAUAUGCCAGACCCUGACCCCAAUAAGAUCCCCAUCAACCGAAACCUGACCCGCAAGGCUGGUUACCUCAACACCCGCAAUAAAACAGGGUUGGUGUCAUCCACCUGGGACCGGCAAUAUUUCUUCACCCAGGGAGGGAACCUCAUGAGCCAAUCCCGAGGAGAUGUUGCAGGAGGGCUGGUCAUGGACAUAGACAACUGUUCCGUCAUGGCAGUGGACUGUGAGGACCGGCGCUUCUGCUUCCAGAUCUCUGCCUUUGAUGGCAAAAAGAUUGCUAUUUUGCAAGCAGAAAGCAGGAAGGACUGUGAAGAGUGGAUUGCAACAAUAAAUAACAUCUCAAAAAGGAUAUACCUUAGUGAGAACCCUGAGGAAACUGCUGCCAGAGUCAACCAGUCUGCUCUGGAGGCUGUGACGCCUUCCCCUUCAUUCCAGCAGCGGCAUGAGAGUUUUAGACCCAGCACACAAGGGCGACCCAGAGCUGGCCGGACCAGCAGCCAGAGCUCAGCAGGUUCUGAGUCUCCAGCUCUCUCCUCCCUCUCUCUGGACUCUCUGGUGGCUCCAGACACCCCCAUCCAGUUUGAUAUAAUCUCACCAGUCAGUGAGGAAUAUGCAACCCAGGCAAAAAGUGCCAGCCAGGGCAGAAGGACCAACCCAUUUGGGGAGUCUGGAGAGUCGCAUUCUGGUGAUAGUGAAGAGUCCAUCUUGCAUCAGCUCUUCAUUGUGCGCUUCCUGGGAUCCAUGGAAGUGAAGGCCACAGAGAACACAGAUGUAAUCUACGAGACUAUGAGACAGAUCCUGGCCGCCCGAGCCAUCCACAAUAUCUUCAGGAUGACUGAGUCCCACCUGCUUGUUACCUGCGAAUGUCUGAAGCUCAUUGACCCUCAAACGCAAGUCACAAGAUUAAGGUUCCCUCUCUCCAGCGUGGUACUGUGUGCAACUCAUCAGGAGAACAAGCGGCUGUUUGGCUUCGUGCUGCAGACAGCCGGAGGCCGGGUAGAUGGGCGCCCAGUCACUGUCUGCUAUAUCUUCGAGUCCAAUAACGAUGGGGAGAAGAUCUGUGAUAGUGUAGGACUGGCAAAACAGAUAGCCCUCCACUCAGAAAUGGAUCGCAAAGCCACACAGAAGCAGAGGGAGCUGGACAAGGCCAAGGAGAAGCAACAAGAGGAGCUGAAUAAACAGAAACAGAUCGAAAAGGAUCUUGAGGAACAAAGCCGUCUGAUAGCUGCCUCCAGCCGGCCAAACCCUCCAGCUGCUGACGGACAGUUCCUAGUCCUUAGCAACAGCCAAUCAGAGGACAGCGAUGCUGGGGAGGAAGGGCGUAAGAGGGGCGAAUCGGAGGCUUGAUGGAAAGGAGCAGGAAAAUAAAGUUGAUCUCUAUGUGAGUUCAGCUUUUCACACAAAAAACUUACAAGUCUUAGCAGCAUUUCCUUUCCUGAUUCACUGAAGGAAAUGAGAUGUGCAAAAUGACUGCAAAAAUAUUAAAGAAGACACAUAAAUACAGGAAAAGGAGUCAAAAUCGUUUUACAUGCAGACAGAUUGGGAGAGUCUCCCGGGAGCUUGUGUUUAAUUUGUAAGAAUCAUGUAUUUUGUACUGUUUACGUUACUGAAUUAUAUCUAAAACACACUUUGAGUUGUUCUGUUCACGUGUGUGUGUGUGUGUG
Pygocentrus nattereri (red-bellied piranha) is the source of this 2594-nucleotide messenger RNA. It is a transcript of the gene appl1, whose product is annotated as adaptor protein, phosphotyrosine interaction, PH domain and leucine zipper containing 1. The coding region runs from base 151 to 2277 and encodes 708 amino acids. Gene Ontology annotation, molecular function: identical protein binding. Gene Ontology annotation, biological process: signaling. The record is from RefSeq and is a predicted model, not a curated record. NCBI's taxonomy places the organism in Eukaryota, Metazoa, Chordata, Actinopteri, Characiformes, Serrasalmidae. Gene Ontology annotation, cellular component: endosome membrane; cytoplasm. The transcript is spliced from 22 exons.